This is a messenger RNA of Monascus purpureus, 675 nucleotides long. The record is from the annotation of a GenBank genome assembly. NCBI's taxonomy places the organism in Eukaryota, Fungi, Ascomycota, Eurotiomycetes, Eurotiales, Aspergillaceae.
AUGGAUCCAGACACGCAAUCCAACAGACCGCCGAUAUUCAACUACGUUCUGUCGUUCCUCCUUGUCGGCCUAGCGUGGGGAUUCACGACCCCGUUCAUCCGUCGCGCCGCCCAGGACUUUAACGCGGCUCAGGAAAGAAGCCAGGCACAAGCACGAGAACAGGAACAAGAACAAGAACACAAAUCAUCCACGGAGACGAGCGGCAAGACUGACAGAAGCGAAUACGAGGGACGAGAAGAGGAGCAUCAGCUUCUCCUAGCAGCAUAUGACGGCGAGGACAAAGAAGAAGACAAUGCGACCACACCCGGACCUGCACCCUCUUCUGCGAAAAAGCCCGGGAUACCAACGACAACGACAACGACAACGACAACAUCCUGGAUAAAGGACAGGAUCAUUUCUGUCUUUUGGACGAUUGUUAAUCUGCUACGGACGCCGGCUUAUUCUGUUCCGCUUCUGUUGAAUUUGUCGGGGAGUGUUUGGUUUUUUCUUCUUGUUGGGAAACAUGAACUCUCUCUUACUGUUCCCAUCGCCAACUCGAGCGCGUUCCUGUUCACUGUUCUCGGAGAUUGGUAUGUUGAUCGCAAGGUUAUUGCCAAGGAGACUUGGUUAGGGAUGGCUCUGGUCCUGGUUGGCAUAGGGCUAUGUGUGCAUUCGAAGAAUCAGAGCGGUGUUUGA